UUUUCUUAUGGGGCUUCUAAAACCCUGAAUAAAAGGAUUCAAAGAUAAAAUCGGAGGUGGGAAAUUUCACAGCAAUGGCUUCAGCUACCGACGGCGGCGGUGCCGGCGACGGCAGUGGUGGAGGCAAUGUAAAUUUGUCUCCUCUUCUGCGUACGUUAGCCAAAGGGGCAGCUGUAACCCUAGGUGGGAUCUUCUCCAUCACCAUGAUCUCCUCCACUGCAAUUACAUUAUUCACACAGCACAAAAAGGAUAAAAUUGGAUCAUCAUCAUCAUCUAUGAAGAAAAAGAAUGCAAGAUCAUGUGAUGUAUGCAGAGAGAAAGGGUUUUACAUUUGUAAAUUGUGCAAUGGAAAUGGUACAAUUGAGUGGUCUCCAUUGUAUGAUCCUCUCUUCAUAAAUCCAUGUCUUUGCCCUACUUGUGAUGGACACAGGAUUCAACGAUGUCUUAAUUGUUUGGGGAGUGGAUACAUUCAACAAGCCAAAGGCUGAUGCGUUUGUGUUUUUGUCGAACCCAUCGUCAAUUUGCCCACACCUCGACUAAUCUCAUGCGACUAUGAAGUUAACAGUCUGGUAAAACCCUUAGUGACCUUGACGGAACUCGAAAUGGUGGCCUCUGAAGAGUAAACCAACGUCUUACCAGUUGAGGUACCCCUGAAAGCUUUGUAUACGUCAUGAAAUAAACAUCGAGUAUAUGUUGUUUAGGAUUUGUCAAUCGUGUUUCAAUACCAGAUAAGUGUUGAAUGCUAAUACGACAAAAUGCUCCAUGAAUUUUGGAUUUUUCUUUUUUAUUGAGGAAUUGUAUUAGCCGUUCAACUUUCAUUUUCAGUUCAUAAUAAAUCUUU
Molecule: messenger RNA, 841 nt
Organism: Cynara cardunculus var. scolymus (artichoke)
Lineage: Eukaryota; Viridiplantae; Streptophyta; Magnoliopsida; Asterales; Asteraceae
Exons: 4
Coding region: 75-488 (137 amino acids)
Source: RefSeq, a predicted model, not a curated record